CCCAACAGAACGGAAGUUCGUGAAUCUACGAAACAGAGGAAAGCUGCGAGGGGUGAUGCCUGGCUGUGUACAUUAUCAAAUAACGUAAUCUUAAAUACCGCGGAGCUGUUUUCAGUUUCCUACGUCUAAUAAGGCGCCGCCGACGGAAGACGGAAUGUCUGCCCAAGCUCAAAUGCGAGCGCUGCUCGACCAGCUGAUGGGAACAGCGAGGGACGGUUCAGUGUAUCUUUGCCAGCCUACAUCAAUCUGCAAAGGAGUUGCAGAAAAGCCUCAUGUUCAUCGAGCCGUGAGUCACACAUAAUUUUUAAAGCUGUUAUGAUGAAUAUCCAAACAAUUUGUUUGCCUUGCGGAAGUUAAUGUAGCCUUUUUUGUAAUCACUCAGAUGAGUACAUUUUCAGUGGCACUUGAAUUAUAUUUUUGGAGUAGUACUGUAUUAUACAGUCUGAGCUAAGACGCCUGGUCGCGCUGAAUUCAAACGAGCAUUUUUCCAUUAGACGUCUGUUGUCAGAAGGCAAUUUUAGCAAACAGUCGAAAACAAAACCUUUGCACACAUCAUUUACACUCUGACUUGUGUAUGACUCCCAACUUCUUACUACAGGUAUGGGCAAGAAAACUGUUCCCAUUUAUACUUUUCUACAGCGGGUUUAAAAUUCUGCAGCUGAGGUCUUGAAGAUGCAGAAGGGUACAGUAUGUGGUGCAGAUCGCAGUGUGUAUAAACUACAUUUUUUCCUUGGUUUUCUUUUUGUAUUUUUGUUGUUCAAUGAUGUGUAUUUUUAAGGGCUUGGCUGGAACUUUUGUCUGAAUUGUUUAUAUUUCUUGUUACAGAUUUACUAGUAGGCUUUCCUGCAUAGUCAAUUUUUCAACUGACAUGUAAUUAAAAAAGAAAAAAAAACAUAGUCAAUUCAUAGUAGUUCUGUCCAGAUUAAUUACCAUGGACUAAUAUUUUUACUUUGCUUAAUCCUUUGGAUGCUCCAUGCUAAGACUGGCUGUUGAGCCUGAUGAAAGUUAAGCUGAGUGGAGAGAUUCUAAUAUUUCCACGAGGUUUGGGUAAGCACACCAAGACGUCUAGAAUGACAGUCACAUGUAACUCCUACAGUGUUAACGCUUAAAUAAACUCAUUCCCUAGAUGCACAGUUAAUUCAUUAUGUGUUACACAAAUUAAGUAAAAAAAAAAAAAUGUUGAAACACUGGCAAUUGGAAAUAUAAGAAUUUAAGUAAAGCACUGGAUGACCUCGCAUAUGCUGCCAAGUAUGUAAGGUCCUUCUCACUGGUUGAUUGUUUGGAUUGUUUCAGGAGAUGAGACGAGGCAGAGGGUCAAGUUCACUGACGAGCGGGUCUGCAAAAGUCAUCUUCUCAACUGCUGUCCACAUGACAUCCUGUCUGGAACUCGCAUGGACCUGGGAGAGUGCACGAAGAUCCAUGACCUGGCUCUUCGGGCAGAUUAUGAAAUUGCCUCCAAGGAGAGAGAUCUGUUCUUUGAGCUCGAUGCGGUCGAUCACCUGGAGUCAUUCAUUGCCGACUGUGACCGGAGGACGGAGCUAGCCAAGAAGCGCCUUGCGGAAACCCAAGAGGAGAUCAGCGCUGAGGUGGCAGCAAAGGCAGAGAAAGUUCAUGAGCUGAACGAGGAGAUAGGAAAGCUCCUGGCCAAGGCUGAGCAGCUUGGCGCUGAGGGAAACGUGGACGAGGCCCAGAAGGUUCUGCAGGAAGUAGAGAAGGUUCGCACCAGGAAGAAGGAUGCAGAGGAAGAGUACAGAAACUCGAUGCCGGCCUCCAGCUUCCAGCAGCAGAAGCUUCGAGUGUGCGAGGUGUGCUCCGCUUACCUGGGUCUCCAUGACAACGACCGCCGCUUGGCAGACCAUUUUGGUGGGAAGCUUCACCUGGGCUUCAUCCAGAUCAGAGAGAAACUGGACCAACUAAAGAAAACUGUGGUUGACAAGCAGGAGAAAAGGAACCAGGAGCGCUUGAAGAGACGAGAAGAGAGGGAGAAAGAGGAAAGGAUGAAGAAAAGGACCAGAUCACGCAGCAGAGAGCAUAGAAGGUCCCGCUCCCGUGACCGCAGGAGGCGGCGCUCACGCUCCACGUCACGAGACAAGCGCCGUUCACACUCGCGCUCCAGGGAGAGGAAGAGGCGGCACCGGAGCCGCUCCCGUUCCCGCAGUCGAGGCCACCGUCACAGCCACGAGCACAGCUCCAGACACAAGUCUUCCAGGGACAGAGAGCGCUCAUCCAGAGACCGGUCACGGGAGCGGGACAGGAGGGACGGCAUGAACGGCAGGUCAGACUCUCGACGGGGAGAGGACAGGGACAUGGGUGACAUGUGAAGACGCGACUCCAUCCACCACUGACACACACGUCUCUCUGGUUUUUAGUAACCUAAUGUUUCAGUCUUUGCCUUGAACCCCCCCCCCUUGUCCUCCCGCCUGCCUCCUUUCUUUGCUUUAACAGUUACCACAGCUGACCCAGUGUACACACACACACACACACCUGAGAUAUCUCGUGGCGUCACUUGUCCAGCAUCCAGAUUUAUCGGACUGCGUUUGGACGGCGGGGUGUAGUUGUUGAUCCGUAGUGGAGUGUAUCGUAAUACCCACACCUGUGAUUUGGUGGCUGUCUGUCAAACACACCCCUGUGUCUUGUUAUUACAACCAUGUCCCGAGAAUCUGCUGGAUUAAAGCAUUAGAAUGGAGUUUAUCCGUAUUCUUUCAGUGGAUGGUCUUUUGAUACAGAAUCUGUCUGUAACUACAGCGUGUUUCAGGGGCCUAAAGUUUCGUCCUAUCUAUAUACUUUGUUUAAAUCGCCCUUGCCCCUGCUUUGACUGCAGUCCUUGAAUGUUUGUCUACAUUUAGUCUCCUGUACUUUGCUGAUGUUUGAGGAUGUGGAUUCACAAUGAAGGUCUAUUUUUAAUUUGGUCAUAGAAUCAUCCUUUCCAUCACAUUGUCCAUUAUUUUUAUUUCAAAUCGUGUUUGAUUUUAUGCUGCCAGUGAGUGAAGAGAAACUGUUAAGUUUGGCCAGUGCAGGUCAAUGCGUUGUUUUUAAUUUGUAUCGGUAGCAAACGUUGAGUUCUGUUUUAAAAAAAAAGAAAAAAGAUUUGUGAUGAUGAUGAUAAUAAAUGGAAUCUUAAGCGUCAGUGUUGGCAUGUGACACAGUAGUUUCAGAAGAACAUUGGAAAUUCAGUGCUAAAAAAAAAUGUGUACACCUUGUGUCAAGUCAAAAGUAAUGAUUUUUUUUUGGCCCAUUUUGGACAAAUUCCUUUUGAGUAGAUUUCUACUUGAAUGCAGACAGAUUUGUUUUGCUUUACCUAAUGUGGAGUCAUUUGUUUAUGUUUAGCUGGACAGCUUUCUUUAAAAUCUCAAUAAAAAAAAAACUCCUACCAUUUUA
This is a messenger RNA of Solea senegalensis (Senegalese sole), 3378 nucleotides long. RefSeq names its product LUC7-like (S. cerevisiae) (gene luc7l). Gene Ontology annotation, molecular function: mRNA binding. Lineage: Eukaryota; Metazoa; Chordata; Actinopteri; Pleuronectiformes; Soleidae. The transcript has 10 exons. The record is from RefSeq and is a predicted model, not a curated record. Gene Ontology annotation, biological process: mRNA splice site recognition. Bases 1392 to 2321 code for a protein of 309 amino acids. Gene Ontology annotation, cellular component: U2-type prespliceosome; U1 snRNP.